Molecule: messenger RNA, 1279 nt
Organism: Aspergillus welwitschiae
Lineage: Eukaryota; Fungi; Ascomycota; Eurotiomycetes; Eurotiales; Aspergillaceae
Gene: rsm25
Product: mitochondrial 37S ribosomal protein mS23
Exons: 2
Coding region: 206-994 (262 amino acids)
Cellular component (GO): mitochondrial small ribosomal subunit
Molecular function (GO): structural constituent of ribosome
Source: RefSeq, a predicted model, not a curated record
CCAAACUCCCGGACCUUCCCUGCCCAUGAUCUUGUCUCCCGAACACCUGGGUCCAGGCCAGACGUCGUCAUAUCUUUGAGUUUGGUCAAUUAAUCAUCCCGCCGGCCUUUUGCUUCAUCCCUCUGUCGGUUUUGUUGCUCUCCGGAUCUGUCCUUUCCUCCCCGCUGAUUCUGCACGGCCUUCUGGCUGCCGCGUCCAACUCACGAUGGGCAAAUAUAACCUCACGGCCCUCCGGGUUCGCCAAAUCGCUGUGGCACAGCAAUCCGCCGGCAAACUUCGUCAAACACCCAAAUGGCUUGAUAUAAUGCACGAUGUCCCCCCCACUGAGGUCCUGGUGCGGAAUCGACCUCAACAACACCAAUUGGUUCGCCAGCGCCUGAAGACUGUUCCUGGCGCAUCGAGGCCGCAGGCCGUCUUCGAAGUCCAGGAGAAACGCAUCAAGCCGAAGAAGGCAAGCCGCAUGUUCCAGCCUGUCGAAAUCAAAUACGAGGAGGAUCAACUGCGCAAGGAAUUUUUCCGCGACCAUCCUUGGGAGCUUGCCCGACCCCGUGUGCUUGUCGAAAAGUCCGGCAAGGACUUUGAGAGAUAUAACUGGAGCCGGCUCCAGCAGCGGGGAAAGCACUUGGAUGGUGAGAGCGUUGUUCAGCGACAGCUUUGGCUCCUUAAUAAUGUCCCCGAUAUGACCAAGAGCGCCGCUUACGAUAUUGCACGCCGCGAGUUCUACCGUCUCCGUCUACAGGAAGACAUUGAACGACGUGUUGCUGCUGAGGAAGCCGAAGCUACUGGUGCUGUGUUUGGACCGACACGUCUACAGAUCGGUAUGGACCUCGAGAACAAGGAGUAUGAGCGUUGGAAGGAAUGGGCCAAGUUGCAGGCCCAGCUUUCGGACCAGAGAAUGGCUGCGUUCCUUGGGGCUCCGGAAGUCCAAGCUGCUGAGGAGCAAGAGACGAGCUUGGAUGAUGACGCCACGGAAAAGGUUGCGGUAGCAGCCUGAAGGCGGGAGUUGUUACUUUUUGAGGGUUUUAGUAUUGUCAACCCCGGAUGAGGCGGGUUUUGCCAGACUCUCUAAUGGCUUAUGUACACUACUGGACUGUCGAUAUGUUUUCUUUUCUUCUUGAGUCGCUCUGUUUUACUUUUAUGCUUUUCUCUAUAUCCUUUCUUGCUGUGAAUAAGAGUUUUGGGUCACGUAUAAAUUGUCCUUUUCAGCUGUGUUGGUCAGGUCAAGUGGACAAGGGGGGUGCACGCAUGGAUAGCAGGCAGUAGAGCUAACAUAUCGACU